This is a messenger RNA of Peromyscus maniculatus bairdii (prairie deer mouse), 10430 nucleotides long. RefSeq names its product protogenin (gene Prtg). Lineage: Eukaryota; Metazoa; Chordata; Mammalia; Rodentia; Cricetidae. The record is from RefSeq and is a predicted model, not a curated record. Gene Ontology annotation, biological process: cell-cell adhesion. Gene Ontology annotation, molecular function: protein binding.
UGCUGCUGCCGCCGCUCGGCUCCGUUCCAGGAGUGUGGAGCUUUAGUGAACUGUUUUUCAUGAGAGAACCACAGGAUGUGACUGUCACAAGGAAAGACUCGGUCCUUUUAGAUUGCCAGGCUCAUGGAGAAGGUCCCAUUAAGGUCACGUGGUUAAAAAAUGGAGCAAAAUUGUCCGAAAAUAAACGGAUCCAGGUUCUCUCUAAUGGCUCUUUAUACGUGAGUGAGGUGGAAGGCAGGCGAGGAGAGCAGUCGGAUGAAGGAUUUUAUCAGUGCUUGGCAGUCAACAAAUACGGAGCCAUUCUUAGUCAGAAAGCUCAUCUGACAUUGUCAACUAUUUCUGCGUUCGAAGUCCAUCCAGUUUCUACUGAAGUCCAGGAAGGGGGCGUUGCUAGAUUUUCUUGCAAGAUUUCAUCAAACCCCCCUGCAGUCAUAACAUGGGAGUUUAAUAGGACAACCCUGCCUAUAACCAUGGACAGGGUGACUGCCCUGCCAUCCGGAGUACUGCAGAUCUACGAUGCGGGCCCAGAGGAUGCUGGGAAUUACCGCUGUGUUGCGGCGACUGUAGCUCAUAAGCGUAAAAGCAUGGAGGCCUCUCUCACCAUAAUUCCGGCUAACGAGUCCAGACCCUUCUACAUGCCGACCAUUAUAGCCGGUCCACAGAAUGUAACUGUGUCUCUGCAUCAGACCGUCGUUCUAGAAUGCAUGGCCACAGGAUAUCCGAAACCCAUCAUUUCCUGGAGCCGUCUUGAUCACAAAUCCAUUGAUGUCUUUAACACUCGGGUACUUGGAAAUGGCAAUCUCAUAAUAUCAGAUGUCAAGCUACAGCACACUGGAGUGUAUGUUUGUCGGGCCACCACCCCUGGCACUCGCAACUUCACGGUUGCCAUGGCAACUUUGACCGUAUUAGCUCCUCCUUCAUUUGUCGAAUGGCCUGAAAGUUUAACAAGACCACGAGCUGGCACUGCACGGUUUGUGUGUCAGGCGGAGGGAAUUCCCUCACCCAAAAUGUCCUGGUUGAAAAAUGGGAGGAGGAUACAUUCAAACGGCAGGAUAAAAAUGUACAACAGCAAAUUGGUAAUUAACCAGAUUAUCCCUGAAGAUGAUGCUUUUUAUCAGUGCAUGGCCGAAAACAGCCAAGGCUCUGCUCUGUCUCGAGCCAGACUGACCGUGGUCAUGUCGGAAGACAGACCCAGCGCUCCAUACAACGUUCAUGCUGAAACCAUGUCGAGCUCCGCCAUCCUUCUCGCUUGGGAGCGGCCACUGUACAACUCAGACAAGGUCAUCGCCUACUCUGUGCACUACAUGAGAGCAGAAGGCUUAAAUAAUGAGGAGUAUCAGGUGGUCCUUGGAAACGACACAACUCAUUACAUCAUCGAUGACUUAGAACCGGCCAGCAACUACACUUUCUACAUCGUGGCGUACAUGCCCAUGGGAGCCAGCCAGAUGUCGGACCACGUGACCCAGAACACGCUAGAGGAUGUGCCCCUGAGACCUCCCGAAAUCAGCUUGACGAGCCGAAGUCCCACCGACAUUCUCGUCUCCUGGCUGCCCAUCCCGGCCAAGUACCGGCGGGGCCAAGUGGUGCUGUAUCGGCUGUCCUUCCGCCUGAGCACUGAGAAUUCCAUCCAGGUUGUGGAGCUCCCGGGGACUGUGCACGAGCACCUCCUGGAAGGCCUGAAGCCUGAUAGUGUCUAUCUGGUCCGGAUGACUGCUGCCACCCGAGUGGGGCUGGGAGAGUCAUCGGUGUGGACCUCACACAGGACGCCCAAAGUCACGAGCGUGAAAGCCCCUAAGUCUCCCGAACUGCAUUUGGAACCCCUGAACUGUACGACCAUCUCCGUGAGGUGGCUGCAAGACACCGAGGACCCAGCCGCCAUUCAGGGCUACAAGCUGUUUUAUAAAGAGGAGGGGCAGCAGGAGAAUGGACCUAUUUUCCUAGACCCCGGGGACCUGCUGUAUACGCUGAGUGGCUUGGACCCCAGAAGAAAAUACCACGUGAGGCUGCUGGCGUACAACCACAUGGAAGACGGCUACCAGGCUGACCAAACCGUCAGUACUCCGGGAUGCGUGUCUGUUCGCGAUCGCAUGGUCCCUCCGCCACCGCCGCCCCACCAUCUCUAUGCGAAGGCUAACACCUCCUCUUCCAUCUUCCUGCACUGGAGGAGGCCUGCAUUUACCACGGCCCAAGUCAUUAACUACACCAUCCGCUGUAACCCUGUCGGCCUGCAGAACGCCUCUCUGGUUCUCUACCUGCAAACGUCGGAGACCCACAUGUUGGUUCAAGGACUAGAACCAAACACCAAGUAUGAAUUUGCCGUCCGGCUGCAUGUGGAUCAGCUCUCCAGUCCCUGGAGCCCCGUGGUCUACCAUUCCACACUCCCAGAAGCACCCACAGGCCCCCCGGUGGGCGUGAAGGUGACCCUGAUCGAGGACGACACUGCCCUUGUUUCCUGGAAACCCCCAGACGGCCCAGAGACAGUUGUGACCCGCUACACCAUCUUAUACGCUUCCAGGAAGGCCUGGAUUGCGGGCGAGUGGCAGGUCCUCCACCGAGAAGGGGCAAUCACCAUGGCUCUCCUGGAAAACCUGGUGGCGGGGAACGUGUACAUCGUCAAGAUAUCUGCAUCCAACGAGGUGGGAGAAGGGCCCUUUUCCAAUUCCGUGGAGCUGGUUGUCCUGCCCAAGGACACUUCGGAGUCAAAUCAGAGACCCAAGCGUUUGGAUUCUUCUGAUGCCAAAGUUUAUUCAGGCUAUUACCAUCUGGACCAGAAGUCAAUGACCGGUAUCGCCGUAGGCGUUGGCAUAGCCUUGACGUGCAUCCUCAUCUGUGUUCUCAUCUUGAUAUACCGAGGCAAAGCCAGGAAGUCAUCUGCCUCCAAGACGGCACCGAACGGAACCCAGCCGUUAUCCCGAGCCAGUGCUUCUGUGGCCGUGGGGAGUGACAUGGGGAAGAACCUGGAGAGGGCGACAGAGAAUGAAGAGUCCUUGGUACCCAUGAUGCCCAGCAGCUUCAUCGAUGCGAAGGGAGGGACUGAUCUGAUCAUCAAUAGCUAUGGCCCUAUAAUUAAAAACAACACCAAGAAAAAGUGGCUUUUUUUCCAAGACACCAAGAAGAUGAAAGUUGAACAGACUCAAAGAAGAUUUGCUCAGCCCGUCUGCUUUUACCAGCCAGGCACCACCGUGCUCAUCAGCGAUGAGGACUCCCCCAGCCCCCCAGGCCAGACCGCCAGCUUCCCAAGACCCUUUGGGGCUACCCUUGACACUGAGCAUUCAGCAAACAGUGAAGGCAGCCACGAGACGGGGGAUUCUGGAAGGUUCUCCCACGAGUCCAAUGAUGAGAUACACCUGUCCUCGGUCAUCAGCGGCACACCCCCCACCUCGAAUCCCCUCGCCGCCGCCGCCGCCGGUGGUGGUGAUGCUGAUGGAGAUGAUGGUGUGCUCAAGAGGCACGGAGACCCUGCGGGGCCCUCGCCAGAUGAGCAGACGUCCUCCUCAGCCCCAGAGGCACCGUCUGCGGGGCUGCGCUGUGCGGCCGAGGGGUUUCCCAUCUAGACAGCCAUGCUCAGGGAUUCACAAGCAUCUGUUCGAAGGACAAUGAACGGGGAGCCAAAGCCUGUGAAAAUCUUGAUGUCUUAACUGUUUAUUGGUUUUUGUUUUUUUUUUUAAUCUUUAAAAAAAAAUUUUUUUUUUUAAUUAUUUUUAAGCGCACGAAUUUUGAAUGUUUCAACUGUCAACAAUGUGAAAAAGGGCAGUCAGGAUGCUUGACUGUGUUCUAAGAUACAUCACUGGAGCGGAGGGGAGACUGCCCGAGCCCUCUGCCGAAUAGCUACCUCAGUUUGCUGUGGGCGGACUCUGAAGAGCUCUGAGCCUCCUUCAGUGCUGGUUUCUCCGGGCGGCAGAGCCAGCAGGACUUCCUGGUGACGCCGCCGUGUGUCCAUUGUGUGUGUGAUGUGUGUGCCUGAGGAGCCCGAUGGGUAGAUGAGGAAGAUGGUUGAUCUGAAGCUCUGUUUUUUUUUUUUUUUUUUCCCCCAACUGUGACAUCUGCGUGAUUUGGAUAAUGUUAAGACCUCUGGCUGUGAGGAGAAAAUACGGGACUAUAUUUAUUUGAAUGGAUGAAACAAAUAGGUCUCUUUGGAGAAAGAGAACCAUUCCAUAGCAUAUAGGGGAACACAGCCUUGCCAGGCUCUUGGGAUUGGCGCACCAGGGCAGGAGUACUGUGCCCCAGCCCAAACCGGCCUGCCUUCAGCCUACAAAAGCCACCUCCGCGUGGCCCCACAGUCCGCCAAGGGCUGCGCUGUCUCUUUGGUGGAACAUCUUCAGAGUUUCCGAGCUAGCUGCGAAACACAAUGUAGAAAAGUGGAUUUUUUUUUUUUUUUAAAUGGUUCAGAUUUUAAAAUCCCAGUUUGGCUUCAAAUGGUGAAGACGUGUCAUGAAGUCUCAAGAACGAAGAUCCACGAAGCGGUAGACUAUAAGAUGAACUUGCGGGUUUCAUAACAGCAGUGCCUUCCAGUAUAUAUUGUGAAAAUUUUUGCCUUAUACCUUUUUAAUAUUCAUGAAGAUGUUUAGGAAAAAGGGUACCAAAAAUUUGCCUUAACAAAGCUUGGGUCUUACCGAUAGAUAGCUCUUUUGCUACCUGGCACCUUGUUGGUGAUGUUCUCUUUUCGAAGCGCGCAGGAUUGCCCUGGGGACGGUGUACCCCACCACCCCAGUGGCUGAGCUUACUGUGGCUUCCUGUCCCACUAACUCCGGGAGUGAGUUCAUCCUCUGCCUGGUUUGAAAUCAGCAAGUUGUCGACUCAGCCCCUUAGAGCAGGGCCUUUUCAGUCCCGAGGCAACAGCCUGGGGGCCGAGUGGCAUGGGAGAGACAGAAAAUGAGAGCCGAGGAAGAGGCCCGUCCUCAGCCUUUCAAAACCGUGGGUUUGGCCCUCCCCCCAGUUUUUUUGGAAAUGGCUUUUGAGUUGCCCUCUGUGGGUUUUUCCCUUGAAACCUCCCCUCUGUAGAUGGGACAGGUCCUGCCCAAUGGGGUCCUAAAGUCAAGGGAGCGGCUGGAUAAUCAUCCUGGGGUCUUCUGUCUGGAUGACCCUGCCACGCUUUUUCCAUUGUGAUUCUAAGUUUUGUGCCAAAUUGGACGCGCUUAGAACCUGACCCACAGGACGUGCCAGCUGCCGCUUCUGAGCACAGUUCUGUCUCUCUCCUUGUGUGGUGGGCUUUUUGGCAACUUGGGGGGAAAGAAAGAAAGAAAAAGAAAAGAAAAAACAGAGCUUUAGGUGAACAAUGGGAGGCAAGAAAACCGGCUUCCCCUGCCUGCGUGCUCCUGUUUAUACUACCUCCUCUUAAAAGUUAUUCGAGUGUUAUUGUUCUUUCCUGUACUCAGGGAAUUUUUCUGUUGUUGUUUUUUUGUUUUGUUUUGUUUUGUUGUUGUUUGUUUUGUUUCUCUUGAGCUCAUGACGCAUGGGCGGGUGCAUUGACAGGGUAUGGUGUUGUUUGGUUCAGUAGAAGUCUGUGGGCCAACUUCUAUCAGUAUCUGAAACGGAGAGGUCCAAGGGGAUCGGCUGUUCUCAAUCUUCAAAAGCAAACAGAACAGAAAGGUGAGACUUCAGGCUUAGGGCCACACACACGUGAACUGUGUGUUCCCUGCCUGGGUCGUCCAAAAGGGUGUGAGGGGACACUGUCCCUAAGAAAGUGCUGUUUGUUGAUGAAUAGGCCCUUAGUUACAGUAGACCUUUAGCUUAUAAGUAUUUGCUAGUUCAUUAUUUUAACCUCCCAUUCUAUUCUUAUGCAGUCAUAAUUCAUAAUUCUCUUACCAAAGAAUUUCUAGUAGAAAAUGAAAUGUCUAUUAUAAUUACCCUAAAUUGAGUUCACUAAUAACAGCUAUGAAUAGACUCAAUUACAAGUAAUUUCUAACCCUAAACUGUAGGGUUAAUAUUGAUAGUUACAGUUAAUUAAUUAGACUAGUGACAUUAACUACCUUGCUGUCACCAGAAUGUUUAAAAUACGUUAUAAUUUCCUCACCAGCAGAUGUUACAAAGUAUUUCAACUGUAGGGCUUUUUUUUUUCUUCAGCAAGUAAAAAAAUCUUUAACUCUAUAGUAUUAAUGUAUUUCAAAUUUUUGAAAUUACUUGUUGGAGAGGAAAAAAAACAAAUCUUAUCACUAAAAAUAAAUAUUUUGAUCUCAUGGAAUAAGAUAUUUAAUGUUCAACAGAGGCUCUCAGCUUGGCGAAAGCAAGCUUCUUUGAAGUCUGAAGUAUGAAAUUCUAACUAAAGUGUGAAGGUUAUCAUUUCUUUCUCACGGUAUUAUUUCUUCAUCAUAUUUCAACUCCAAAUAAGCUGAUAUGCAAAUUGGUAACUGUUUCAUUUUCCAAAGACAUACUUGUUAGAAGUACUGAUAACCUGGCUGUCAUUUUUAAUGUCAAAUAUUACAAUAUACUGCUCAUCAUUAUUUUCAUACCAAAGACCAUUAAAAUAUAUAAUUUAGCCUGUAAGUAAAGAUGAGCAGAUUUAAAAUAAAUUUAUUUAGAAGAAGCAGAUAGGAUAUCUAGCCUUAGUGGCAAAAAGAAAAGACCGAAAGGCUAAGUUUACAUAGUUAAAGGCAAUACAGUUAGAGUGGUAUUUAUCAGUGUUUUUAUUCGAGUACUUUAUAUCAGCAAAUUAAAAAGAAAUUAAAAGCCAAAGAUAUUUAAGGUUACCUCCGAAUAUAGGGAAAUUUAGCUGUACAUUGAACUGUUGUUUGUUGUUUUUAUGUUAAUGAAACGUCUCUCCAGAACCUCACCUCUGUGUCCACAGGGCAUCCCAAGGAUUUUCAGUGAAAUCUGCUGGUUCAACCACAGGGAUAUUUUUGCUAAAUGAUGUGAUACUUCCAUAAGGCGCCGUGAGUGUGAUGGGUCAACAGAUACAAUAGCAUCAGGCUCCUCCGUUACUGGGUACUAUGGGAACCCCUAAAUCUGCCUGUAUAGUGUGCAUUCCUGUGUAAAGUCAUUCUCUGGUUAUUCAGGAAGCUUGAGGAAGGCAAUGAAACAAGCCACUGUUUGGGUGGGCAGUGCUCUGAGUUAAAAUGUGGUCCCUAAACUGUAAGGUUUUCAUUACAUCAGAGAAGCUGGGCUUUCCAUCUCAAAUGGAAACCUGGGUUUGAGAAGAAGGGCUUUUUUUACAGAGCCUGGAGAUUUUAAAAAAAGACAGAUUUAUCCAUUAAAUGAUUUUUUUGGAAAGUAGCAAGGGAAUUAGAUGCUGCUGACAUGCUACAGGCUUUCUUACCAUUACCUCAAACAUAAGCACACCAGCAAUGUGGCAGUGACUGGGGUGAGAUCACGUCUGUGCUUUCUGGAGGGCUUCUGCAAAAAAAUUAAAAAGGCUCCGACGACGACUCAGGAGCACUGUUCAAGACCUCAGUAAGACACCGUUGGAAGCAGUUCUUCAUGUCAUCAAAAGCUGACAUGGUACACUCCUUUAAUCAACAGUCAGGAAGGAUAGGCAGAUCGCGGUGAGUUCCAGGCCUGCCUGCUCUAUAUAGCAAAAUAAGGAGGGGUUGUUAUUUUAGGAAAUGUUACCAUACAUGGGUGGGUCAGGGACUGUUGUGAUUCAUGAUUCGCUUCUGUACAUUUGCACAUCAUCAGAUGUCCAUUUUGCAUGCCAGAUGUGGAAAAAAAAAGUUGGAACUGUAUUGUAAAGAGCUGUCACUAUUUUGGGGGCCAACCAUGUGUUUUGCAGAUUUUUCUGCCUGAAAAUGUACUGCGUGUGUCUCUGAUAACAUUGCUUUGGUAGAAGUCAAAAAUCACUCCCGUGAUCUGUGCGCACAGAGCAGUGGGUUCUGGAGACUGCCGUGCCCAGCCGCUCCUCCGAUUGUGAGUUUUAGUGAUGUGUCGAUGUCGAAGGCAGCCAACCGUAGGGUCUGUGCUGGGUUGUUUAUGCUCAGGAUAUAGGUUCACAGGCUAAUGUAAUGUGUGUGUUGCAGGCUUUCCUAGCAGGCAGGUACCAUGUUGAUUUUCUUGCAAUUACCUCUAACAAACUAUCCCUAAUUUGGUGUCUGUAAACAGCAACAUGUAACUAUUUUAGAAUUCUGUAGGUCCAAACUCUUUUUUUUUUUUUUUUCUUUUUGAGGAAAUUUUUUUUGCCUGGAAAUUCUGCCAUCCUGGAACUUGCUGUGUAAACCCAGCUGACUUUGAACUGGUGGCAAUCCCCCUGCCGCACACUCCUGAGAUGAAAGGUGUGGGCCACCACCCCAGCUCUAGGAUAAAGUGAAGUUGCUGAUGAGGCUGCAUCCCUCUGAGGUCCAGGGAAGAAGCUGUUCCCUUACCUUCUUCAGUCUCUAAAGGCUGUGAACCCCCUUUUCUUCAGAACCAGCAACAUAGCCCCUCUUCUCCCCUUUUUCCGACCCCCAAAAAGAAAGGUUCUUCAGUUCUAAGUAUUCAUUUGGUUAGACUGUUUUGGCCUUCACCAUCCAAGAUGAUGUCCUUGACAACCAUGUCUGCCAAGUUUCUUUCGUCAUGUAUUGUAAGAUUCUCACAGGUUCUGGAGAUUUCUCUGUAGACUUCUGUGGAAUUCAUCUCAGUAGCAUGGUACUAGGUCUUCUAGAGAUAGCAAAUCUCAUGUUCCCUUGCCGCUGGGAGACCUUUAAAAUUCCAAAGACUGGAAAAAAAUAGACCCUGUAGUUUGUUGAAAGCACGUUAAAAUCUGUCUCCAAAACCCUUCAAAAACAAUUCAACUUGAAGCAUUUUUGGAAGUGAGCUUCAUGCACUUACUAACUCCUGUCUUUUUUUCCGGGGGUGGAGGGUUGUUGAGACAGGGUUUCUUAGUGUAGCCCUGACCAUCCUGGAACUCAGUCUGUAGACCAGGCUGGCCUUAACGCAGAGAUCCACCUGCCGUUGCCUCCCAAGUGCUGGGAUUUAAGGCGUGCGCCACCACUGCCUGGCUCCUAACUCCAGGCUUCUCUAUGUUUUCAAAGGGAAAGUAUCUUAAAUGUUUGCCUCCAACUGUGUUGGACCUCAUCAGAAAGUUUUGAAAACCAUUUUUCUCUCCUCGUUGAUCAUGCUGCUGGAGAAGGGUUGAGGGAAGGGUCUCCACACAUGAGGGAUCCUGGAUAGAUGAACAAGACCGAGCAGACUCAUCCUUAGUUUUCUUUCCAAAGCACAUUGGCAUAUACAGCCUUGCCGCCUGGUUUCUGCCUUCACUUAAGCAGUGAUGGAUAUGCAGCCUUCUGAUUGGACAACUCGGAAGCUUCCCGUCGACCUUGCCUCUCUUCAUCAGCCUGGGUAUCUCCUAGAAUACUCCAACCUUUUUGCCUGCUUCAUCUUCUAAUUCUUUUCCUCGAUGGUUUAGACCCCAAAGCUCUAGUUUGUUCUGAUUUCUGGAUCAAGACUGGCCUUGUUUCAAUUUUGAAGAACGACUUCUAAUUCCACCCUAACGUUCAGCAUUUCUUCAGCAGAGGGAAAGCAGUUUCCGAUCAUAGGAUGAUAGCCAGGGUGAGAUGUGGAAUAUGGGGAAGUUAACUGUCCUUGAACUCAGCCUCUGAGUGUGAGAUUAAAGGGGUUACAUCCCCCUGCCCCCAGCCUCAUCUUUCAUUUUUAACAUAGGAACUCUUUUCUUGCGUCGGCCAGCUUCGCUCCUUCGAUUAUCUGCAAGGUUAUACAGAUUCCCUUAUGUUUCUAUCUCAGCCAUAUUUUAUAAUUGAGAAACACAUCUUGACUUAAACCUUUAGAAAGAGUGUUAAUUACUUUUCCUAUUGAACUCCCUUCAAAAACCAAAAGCCACUCUUGGUUGCCCGGUGUUACAGAGUUUCUUAUUUGCCACAUUCUACAUCCUCCAUUCCAUUCCCAAACUAAAACCCUUUCCUGGUGGGAAGCCUGAACACAGACAUUGCCUUAGCCACUUGGUAGAGUUUAGGACAGGUAUUAAGAAAAUCUGUCUGUCUGUUACUGUCGUUGGACAAAAGUUUAUGUCUGUAUGUGUAGGAAUUUUUUUUUCUAUUUCAAAGAUGUGAAUUUAAUGAAGUGUGGGAGCCAGUUAAGUUAUUUUAUGUCGUGGGUGUUCUGGGUCCUGCCACUCUCUGCUUCCUUAUAAGGGCAGCAUUUGCUGGCUUCCUCGUGGACUGUGGAGCUGAGUACAUUCGAUUUCUACUUGACUCAGGGGACCAGCUCUGCAGACUCCAUCGUAUGAAGAAAGUGAAUGUCUGCCUUGAUUUUUGAAUGUACUUCUUAAGAUGUCUUCUUAAAACAUAUUUUUUUGUUUAAUGAUGUGGGUUUGUUUUCUUUUCCUAGCAUGAUAGCAAAUAUUUCUUAGUAUCCCUACCCCACCCCGGGUAGUUUAUAUUCUACCCCACAGGUCAUGCCAAAAAAUGAAUAAAAGUUUAAAUGCCAAAAUGUUUAUGAAAACUGCUGUCUACAUACUGAUUGAUUGCACAGUUUAAAUAAAAAUUUUCCUUGGUUAAAAAAAAAAA